This is a messenger RNA of Solea solea (common sole), 3665 nucleotides long. It is a transcript of the gene casp7, whose product is annotated as caspase 7, apoptosis-related cysteine peptidase. The coding region runs from base 166 to 1110 and encodes 314 amino acids. Gene Ontology annotation, biological process: apoptotic process; proteolysis. The record is from RefSeq and is a predicted model, not a curated record. The transcript is spliced from 7 exons. Gene Ontology annotation, cellular component: cytoplasm. NCBI's taxonomy places the organism in Eukaryota, Metazoa, Chordata, Actinopteri, Pleuronectiformes, Soleidae.
UCCUCUGACGUAAUGACGUAAAACGCCAAACAUAGUUUCGUUUUCUCGACCUUAAAAGUUUUUUUCAAGGAACGGCAACGCGACAGAAAACCUGUGAAAGAGGAAAUAAAAGUGCCUCACCUUCAGCUGCUCUGUCAACUCGACAAUCAAUAAACAAGAGAGUAAAUGGCUGCAGGAGCUGAGAAGGAGACUACACCUGCAGGUGAAGAGGAGGAGGAGGGAGAGCUGACUGGAGAUCAGAUUGACGCUAAACCUGACCGCAAAGGCAGAUUUCUGCUGUUUGGGAGUAAGAAGAAUAAGGAUGGCAAGUCUCAGGAGCAAGACUACUCUUCUGAAAGCCAUCACAGAAUUGUUUUACCAACAUUCCAGUAUAAGAUGAACCACCCACGAGUGGGCAAGUGCAUUAUCAUCAACAACAAAAACUUUGACGAAAGGACAGGGAUGAACAUACGCAACGGCACGGACCGAGACGCGGGCGAGCUGCUCAAAUGCUUCAAGACCCUGGGCUUCGAUGUCUUCAUCUACAACGAUCAGACCUGUGAGAAGAUGGAAUGUCUUCUCAGAGAAGCCUCGGAGGAAGACCAUAGUGACAGCUCGUGUUUCGCCUGUAUCCUGCUAAGCCACGGCGAGGAGGGCAUGAUCUACGGCACAGAUGGAGCCAUGCCCAUCAAGACCAUGACCUCACUGUUCAGGGGGGACAUGUGCAAAAGCUUAGUUGGAAAGCCUAAGCUCUUCUUCAUUCAGGCUUGUCGGGGUUCCGAAUUUGAUGAUGGUAUACAGACAGAUUCGGGUCCGCCAAAUGACACCCUGGAGACGGACGCUAAUCCGAGACAUAAGAUUCCCGUAGAGGCAGAUUUCCUCUUUGCCUACUCCACUGUGCCAGGGUAUUAUUCAUGGAGAAACCCCGGGCGUGGCUCCUGGUUUGUCCAGGCUCUCUGCAAUGUCCUGAACGAGUUUGGCAAGCAGCUGGAGAUAAUGCAGAUUCUGACACGGGUCAACUACAUGGUAGCAACCAGCUUUGAGUCCUGGUCCGAAGACCCGCGCUUCAGUGAGAAGAAGCAGAUUCCCUGUGUGGUAUCUAUGCUGACAAAGGAGCUGUAUUUCAACUGACUGUACUGUAUGACUGACGAGACUGUUUCAGGUACUGGCUAAGCAGUCAACGCAUUCAGGGAUGAAUCAGGCACACAUGCAUGUGCAGCUGAGCCUGAAAUACCAGCACUCCAUGAGAAAGAAAAAUAUUACAGUGGCACUCCACGUUCAUGUUCCGAUGGUGAAACUUACUCCUCCUCUUCAGCUCAUUUUUCAGAAUAAUGGCGUCGCAUUAGAGCUGAUCUUUGUAGACAGGCAUCGUUAAAUAUCCAUGUUGUUUCACCAGCCUGGAAAAUUUGCUGCCAGUUUUUAUGGGUUUGGCGAAUCAUAACUGAAUUUGUGUUCCUCCAUUUUCCUGCACUUUGAGUGAGUGUUGGAAGGAACUUAACACAUAAGCAAAGGCGGGUUCAGUGUUCUGUGAGCAGUCUCUCCAGAAACUGAUCAUAAACCUGCAAAAAUCAUAUUUUUUAAUGCAACAAUCCUAUAUUUAUACAGUAGUAUAUUCCAUGACAGGAGCAGUUCACAUGCAGCGACGUCUGUGCACAUAAUUACAUUAUUUUUGAAUGGAGACACAUGUCAGACACGCCGUCUGCAACUGACAGCGGCGUGGUUCCAACUCGCAUCCAUUUCAACAUGCAUCCGUUGUGACUCACCUGUUUUCCUUUGCACGUCUGCACGACACCAAGAUGCAAAUAUUUUAACUUUUUGGAAUCUAUCUUUCAACCUCCGUUACUGGGUUAGGAAAGGGUUAACCCAGACACACUGAUUUUUUUUCUUCAUCUGUACAUGCAAAACUUAAAGCAGCACUUGUAAUUGAUUGUCUUUGUUAGUUUAAUGCAUUAAUUGAUUCAGUGGAGCUGCAGCAACCUCAGUCAGGUUAGCAGGUUAGUAAAAGAUACCAUGAAUGACUGAAACCUAUGGAAUUAGUGUUAGCAAGCGACACUUCAUUGAGCAAACAAAAAUGAACCAAAUACACAAAUUGCAGAUAAAAUAUAAUAUUGUAUUUUAUUUGCAAUUUGUGUAUUUUGAUUGUGUGGUUCAUUUUUGUUUUUGCUCAAAUCCAUAAAAACAAUCCUAACACAAAUAACACAAGACGAUCCCACAAGAAAUGUGAUUACAAUACCUCAGAUUUUAAUUUGUUAGCCAGAAAAUGGAUGACAUGGUUUUCACUUAUCUGUAUUUGACUUGUCAUUUGUCCAAAAAAAAAAGAGACAAAAGAAACACACAACACUCCUCUGAACAGAAAUGUCUUCCCAAAGACUCAGUGCCUCAGCCUUCCUAGCACAAUAGCAGCAUGCUGGCAUCCUCAGGUUCUUCAGUGUCCUAUAUAGUGGGUUUAAUGUCAUGUUAAAGAAUUUCACAUGCUAGGAAGGUGUGUUAUUUUUGCUGUGUUGUGAUUUGUCCUCUUAAGUUUUUGGGUCAUGUUUUGACUUCAUAGUCCAAACCCAUGAAAGCAAGGCUUUUCCUCAGCAUGAUGUUUGAAGACCUGCUUGUUGUUCAGGCCCAAGACGUUGGAUGAUCAAAAUGACGCUCCUUCAGUAACGACACAAAUCCACAAAAAAAAACCUAGACAUUCCUGAUUUAUUACACGCUGCAGGACUUUUUACACUCAUUACAUUAUUAUCUAAGGGUUAAGCUGGACUCAUUUCACUGUAUAUUAGUGUUUUACAUUGUGUCAUAACAUACUCCACACAGCAGUUAAAGGCAAUAAGACAUGUUUUAGCUAUUUUUUAUUUUAAAAUUUAGUUUUUGCUGUUAAGUGAAACAAACCCAAUUCACAAAAAGAGGCUUUUAUAUAUUAUCUUUAAGCACAUUGUGCACUUUGCGAAGCUGUUGAAACCCAUAUUGAACGAUUUAGUUGAUGUAAAAUUGAAUUAUAUGAUAAAAUACAUACAUAUAUAUAUAUAUAUAUAUUUAUAUAUACAUACAUACAUUAUUUUUCACCCUUGAAAAAAUAGGAAACAUUUACUGCUGGUCAUUGCCACAAAGCUCAGUUUGUUUAUGUGAAUACACUUAAUGUCUGUCAUUCACAGAGGCAGCUAUCACUGAUGGUGUACACACACAAUUUACAAGUCCACAAUACACACACUCACUGUUCAGUCGCUGUAAUGUUUUUUCUUCAUUAUUCCCAUGACUGCAUGUGUCAGUGAUUUAGGGGAGAGGGUUUAGGUGUAGCUUUCAUUUAUGAUCUAAUUUUCUCCCUUUUUUCUUGCUUUGUAAUUUCCUUUUUUUAAUCAGAGUUUUUAUUAUUAUUAUUAUGACAGUACCACUUGUAUAAUACUUAAAGGGGCCAGGAGUGUGCUAGGAGUGGUUUUUUUUGUCCAACACAGCCACUGCUCUGUGUUUGCUCCUCUUGUUUUGCAAUGGAAUUGAAAGAGAGAGAGAGAGAAAAAAGUUUUUUCUGGUAUUAAAUGCUGUUGUCCUCAGGAAUAUAUUUGGGAAAAAAAUAUGAAUGAAUUACACUGAAAUUAUAAUCUGGCCCAAUAUUUUAUUUUGGGGCGAUGACUUUUAAAGAACUUCAAAACAUUGGGAUGCUUAUGUACAUUUUGUUGUAUUAAAAAGAAUUUAUUAUGUUA